Molecule: messenger RNA, 1165 nt
Organism: Cherax quadricarinatus
Lineage: Eukaryota; Metazoa; Arthropoda; Malacostraca; Decapoda; Parastacidae
Product: outer mitochondrial transmembrane helix translocase
Biological process (GO): extraction of mislocalized protein from mitochondrial outer membrane
Cellular component (GO): mitochondrial outer membrane
Molecular function (GO): ATP hydrolysis activity; ATP binding
Source: RefSeq, a predicted model, not a curated record
UACUAUAACAUUAUAUAAAAUUAUUAUAAUUUAAGUUAACAUUUUUCGGUAUUAAUUUUAAAAUUAUGAAUCUGAAAGGUUUCGGCAACGCUGUGGUGAUGGGUGUGGCUGUGGGGGUGAGCAGUGUGGUGACGGUGGGCGCCUUGCUCGCCAUCAUAGGCUGGUGCAUCACCCGCCGCAGCAAGGAUGACAAGAGUGGCGGCUCCCCAGCCUUCUCCGAGCACGAGCAGGUGCUGUUGGACCUGCUAGUGACGCCCUCCGAUCUCAAGGUGGAGUUCGUGGACAUCGGUGGGUGCGGGAAGGUGGUACAGGAGAUCCAAAACCAGGUGGUUCUUCCCCUGGUGUACGCCAGAUACCACGGUUUACACUCACAGAUUAUGCCUCCCAAGGGUGUCCUUCUCCAUGGUCCUCCCGGAUGCGGUAAAACGCUAAUCGCCAAAAUCUUGGCAAAGGAGCUAGACGCCAAGUUUUUGCUAGUUAACUUCGCUAGUAUCAGAAACAAAUGGCUAGGUGAGACCGAAAAGUUGGCGACAGCCGUCUUCACUUUAGCAUACAAGCUCCAGCCGACUGUGAUAUUCUUAGACGAGAUUGAUGCAUGGUUGGGAACCCGCACGGAGUAUGAGAGUACCGUGGAUGCGGCUAUGAAAGCCGUCUUCUUGACUAUGUGGGACGGUCUCCUCACCGACCAGUCCGCUCAUGUAUUAGUGCUGGCAGCCACUAACAGGCUAGACGCUGUUGACCCCGCUGUCCUCCGCCGUCUACCACUACAGUUUUACAUUCCUAAACCCGAUGAGAAGGAACGACAGGAAAUAUUAAAGGUCUUGCUGAAGGCCUGUCCUCUAGCCCAGGACGUGGACCUGGCAGAAAUAGCCAGAAUAACAGACGGGUUUACGGGCUCCGACCUGAAGGAAGUGUGCCGGUACGCCGCCAUGUAUCGUUUGGUCGACUACAUGGAGAACCAUUGUGACCCCAAACUGGCACUUCCUGGGGAGAGCCAAACCGCCUUCCACCUGCGGCACCAUCACCAAGAGAUGAAGCCUCUUUCCAUGAAGUAUCUGCUCCGGGGCGUCAAGAUGAGCCGCCUGCCAACCUAUGAUCAAUUCGCGGUUGCUCACCUCUACAUCUGAGCAUCAGACUCCUCAAAAUUUUGAAUUCUUUUUCUUUA